Neltuma alba is the source of this 735-nucleotide messenger RNA. Its product is annotated as probable leucine-rich repeat receptor-like protein kinase At1g35710. The record is from RefSeq and is a predicted model, not a curated record. Bases 1 to 735 code for a protein of 244 amino acids. NCBI's taxonomy places the organism in Eukaryota, Viridiplantae, Streptophyta, Magnoliopsida, Fabales, Fabaceae. Gene Ontology annotation, molecular function: protein binding. The transcript is spliced from 11 exons.
AUGGUGAGUUGUACCAUUCCAACUCAAAUUGGAGCUCUUCAUUAUCUUACCAAUUUGGACUUGUCUACCAACAAUCUUGUUGGUACCAUUCCAACUCAAAUUGGAGCUCUUCAUAAUCUUACCCAUUUGGACUUCUCUAACAACAAUCUUGAUGGCACCAUUCCAACUCAAAUUGGAGCUCUUCAUAAUCUUAUCCUUUUGCACUUGUCUAACAAUAAUCUUCUUGGUGCCAUUCCAACUCAAAUUGGAGCUUUUCAUAAUCUUGCCUAUUUAUACUUGUCUAGCAACAAUCUUUUUGGUACCAUUCCAACUCAAAUUGGAGCUCUUCAUAAUCUUACCCAUUUGGACUUGUUUAACAACAAUCUUAAUGGUACCAUUCCAACUCAAAUUGGAGCUCUUCAUAAUCUUACCCAUUUGGACUUGUCUAACAACAAUCUUGUUGGCACCAUUCCAACUCAAAUUGGAGCUCUUUAUAAUCUUGUCCUUUUGGACUUGUCUAACAAUAAUCUUAUUGGUACCAUUCCAACUCAAAUUGGAGCUCUUCAUAUUCUUGUCUAUUUGGGCUUGUCUAACAAUAAUCUUACUGGUACCAUUCCUACUCAAAUUGGAGCUCUUCAUAAUCUUAACAAUUUGGACUUGUCUAACAACAAUCUUGUUGGUAUCAUUCCAACUCAAAUUGGAGCUCUUCUUACUCUUACCCAUUUGAACUUGUCUAACAACAGUCUUUUUGGUUAG